AUGAUGAAGCUCACAAUUGUUUCAGCUCUUCUCGUUGUGGUUGUCCUCACCAUGGGAGAGGCUUCAACCGCCUUUAGGACUAUCAUCAUUGAGGAGGAGACAGCAACUGGGAGCAACCCGAGGGGAAUGGAGGAUAUGUGCGUGGAUCAGUUGAUGAGUCAACAAAUGUUGUCUCAAUGUCAGAUGUGCGUAGAAAAGAUGGUGCACAAGAGUUUGAUGAACCCAAUGAGAGGGGAGGAGGAAUGCAUGGACAUGUGCUGCCAGCAACUUAGGAGCAUGGACGAGGAAUGCAGGUGUGUUGGAUUCAAAUCGGCCGUGCGCAUGCAGAUGCAGAGAGUCACCUCUAAGAGGAUCGAUGAGAAGAUUAUGCGCGAAGCAGAGAGGAUGUAUUCUCAAUGCAAUCUCUCCCCUCGCACUUGCCAUAUGAGGCAUCGUAGUGCGUAG
This is a messenger RNA of Impatiens glandulifera, 444 nucleotides long. Its product is annotated as 2S sulfur-rich seed storage protein 2-like. NCBI's taxonomy places the organism in Eukaryota, Viridiplantae, Streptophyta, Magnoliopsida, Ericales, Balsaminaceae. The record is from RefSeq and is a predicted model, not a curated record. Gene Ontology annotation, molecular function: nutrient reservoir activity. The transcript has a single exon. The coding region runs from base 1 to 444 and encodes 147 amino acids.